GUGCUGCUCGUGAUCCCCACGGCCAACGCACACAAGACGCGGAUGCUGGUCGCGGGGUUCGCACAGCAGAACGAGGCCCGAGGAGCCGCAGCAAGGGGCGUGCAAGUGCACGCGCACACGGUGGUGGCGUCGUCGGGCGUGGGCGAGCAGCCGUACGACGACGCCGGCGUGCAGGGCGCGCGCGGCCGCAUCAACAAUGCGCUGUGUGCGCUCGCCGCCGACGCCGAGACCUCGCGUGCCCUGCUCACCGAGAAUCGCAUCGGCACCAUCUUUGUGGCCGCCAUUGAGAACUACAUUGACACGGAGGCCGGAGCGGACAAGACAACAACGGGCGCCAACCCCCGGCCCACCGACUACGCCGUCGUUGUCGUGCACAACGCCACCACGGGCCAGACAGCCGCUGGCCUGUCGGGCGGAACCACGGUGCCCAGGCGCUACUUUGACUAUGCGCGGACGCUGGGGUUCGAUGACGCCGCCGCCAAGCACGGCAAGGUCACCGUCGGAGAGGUCCUCGCGUCCAACGUGCCCGGCAUCGACAAGGCCAACUGGCACAUCGUGGUUGCGGGUAAGUCGCGCUACGACUUGAUCGUCGAGACGAUCGAGAGGCUGCAGAUUCCGUGGUGA
Messenger RNA from Lasiosphaeria miniovina, 624 nucleotides. RefSeq lists its product as uncharacterized. Lineage: Eukaryota; Fungi; Ascomycota; Sordariomycetes; Sordariales; Lasiosphaeriaceae. The record is from RefSeq and is a predicted model, not a curated record. The annotation marks the transcript as partial. The transcript has a single exon.